This is a messenger RNA of Carcharodon carcharias (great white shark), 5433 nucleotides long. It is a transcript of the gene ptdss2, whose product is annotated as phosphatidylserine synthase 2. Gene Ontology annotation, biological process: phosphatidylserine biosynthetic process. The transcript has 12 exons. The coding region runs from base 96 to 1547 and encodes 483 amino acids. Lineage: Eukaryota; Metazoa; Chordata; Chondrichthyes; Lamniformes; Lamnidae. The record is from RefSeq and is a predicted model, not a curated record. Gene Ontology annotation, molecular function: L-serine-phosphatidylethanolamine phosphatidyltransferase activity.
CUUCCGGUGACAGCCUUUACGUGCGCAAUGAUGGGGCGGGGAGACGGCUAGUGAUUUGGAAGCUGGUGCCGCCGGGGAGCGGGAGUCCACACGCCAUGAUCCGCAAUGCAGUUAGAAAGCCGCCUGCGGGAGAACCGAACGGUUUGUUGGAUGGCCCGGAACCGGGAGGAGGCCGGCAGCAACAGCGGGGGGAGCCGGCGAGGAAAAGCAGCGGGCGGCGGGAGGAGCAGGACCGGCGGAGCACCGAGUCCGAGGUGUUUGAUGAUGGAACGGUCACCUUCUUCUGGAGAGCGCAUACCUUGACCGUGUUAUUCAUCCUCACUUGUGCACUGGUUUAUGUUACUCUGUUGGAAGAAACCCCUCAGGAUACAGCCUAUAAUAUUAAGAGAGGGAUUGUUGCCAGCAUUCUUGUGUUCCUAUGUUUUGGAGUCACUCAAGCAAAAGAUGGGCCAUUUUCCAGACCUCAUCCAGCAUAUUGGAGAUUCUGGUUAUGUGUCAGUGUUGUGUAUGAGCUGUUCCUCAUCUUCAUACUUUUUCAGACUGUCCAGGAUGGUCGUCAAUUCAUGAAAUUCAUUGAUCCUAAACUGGGUGUCCCUUUACCAGAGAGGGACUAUGGCGGGAACUGCCUUAUCUUUGACCCAGGAAAUAAGACGGAUCCAUAUCACAACAUCUGGGAUAAAUUGGAUGGAUUUGUCCCAGCCCAUUUCCUGGGCUGGUACCUUAAGACACUAAUGAUUCGAGACUGGUGGAUGUGUAUGAUAAUCAGUGUGAUGUUUGAAUUUCUGGAGUACAGUCUGGAGCAUCAAUUGCCUAAUUUCAGUGAAUGCUGGUGGGACCAUUGGAUAAUGGAUGUCUUUCUAUGUAAUGGAUUUGGAAUCUAUUGUGCAAUGAAAACACUGGAGUGGCUUUCAAUGAAACCAUAUCACUGGCAAGGACUCUGGAAUAUUCACACUUACAAAGGGAAAAUCAAGCGCAUUGCUUUCCAAUUUACGCCAUACAGCUGGGUAAAAUUUGAAUGGAAACCAGCCUCAAAUCUUCGCAGAUGGCUGGCAGUUUGUGGAAUUAUUUUCAUGUUCUUGCUUGCGGAGCUAAAUACAUUUUACUUGAAGUUUGUCCUCUGGAUGCCCCCUGAACACUACCUGGUCUUGCUGCGUCUCGUUUUCUUCGUGCAUGUAGGAGGUGUAGCAAUGCGUGAGAUUUAUGACUUCAUGGAUGACUUGAAAUUCCAUAAAAAGCUUGGCCAACAGGCUUGGUUGGUAGCUGCGAUCACAGUGACGGAAUUCCUAAUUGUGCUGAAAUAUGACCCAUAUACACUUACGCUGCCGAUUCCUUUCUACGUCAUCCAAUGCUGGAUCCUUGGAUUCAUACUAGUCCUGACUUGGACAAUAUGGCGUUUCUUUAUACGGAAUAUCACGCUGCGAUGGAAGGAAACAAGACUGCAAAAGCAGGAGAAUAUGAGUGAAAAGAAAAAAGUGGGCAAUGGAAGUGCAAGUCUCUUUGUAAAAAGCAAACAUAACAGCAAUGAUGUCCGACAAAGAAAAUGUUGAAUGUUACAAAGUGAAAAGACUGACUACUGUGCACCGAUAAACCAGUCAAUGAUUUGAGCAUCAACUGCAUUACAAGAGCCUUGUUUCUUCAUUGGGCGUCACCAGUGCUACUUCAGUUUUUGACUGAAGUAUGUAUUCUAAAGGAAUCUUAAUUAAAUUCACUGGGUGUUUAAUUUAUGUAUAAAUUUUGCAGCACUAACAAAACUAUCAUAAUUUCAUGAAACUAAAUCAUACCAAUGUACAACCCUUUGGAUCAAUAUUUCCGACACCCUUUGCCAACUUAUGGUUGUACAGAUUGGUUCUAAACACCCAUAGGUUCAACUAAACUCUCAAAUCACAUGCUAACAUGGAUUACAAACUAAUUACUAACUUGGUCAUCUCCUGCCAAGGACUUAACAUUCCUUUAUGGGAAUUUUGAAGUGGCCUGCAUUGUUGGUUCUAGGAGACCAUUCAGGCUUCCAUGCCUGAUUAGAAAUCUAAAAGUGCAGAAAAAGUUGUUGUAUUACCACUCUACACUAGCCCACUUUAGUGUGCUUAGCAACUUGCGUAAUACUGAAUGUUGCUGGUUACAUCUAGUGGUAGCAUUGCACUGAAACACCAACCUUGUACUUUUGUUACAGGCAUCCAGCCUUGGAUCCAUAAGUGUCCAGUUAUGCAUUUGGAUACCUGGCUGCAUUAGCACUGCUGGCCAGUGUUUUGUUAGAAAAGUUCUUCCUUAUAACGCACAAUACAUUGAGAAUUUUGGCAGAUUUUUUUAAAAUUUGAAAACAUUUUUGCUUCAUGAAAUUACGAUAUUCAAACCCUUCAGCAAUAGUGAUCUUGGUUUUGAACUCUUAAAGCCAUAUAUAACUGUCAUUUUCAUCCAGGAAUAGAAAUCACUGUUUUUAUACUUGGGGUUAAUUUAUAAAAUGAUAGUAUUACUUGAAUUUUUUUUCCUUGUAUGCUUCAUUAUGCCAUUUUUUAAACUGGUAAAUUUGUCUCUGAAUAUUGGGUACAAGGUAGGGUGAGUUUAGUUCUUCGAACAAAGCAAAAAAAUGUACAGUGCUAAAUGUUGAGAUUUGAAUAAUUAUACCGUAACUAAUAUGCUGUCCUGUGUUCAAAAUAUUAAGAUUGCUGUGUUUUGUUGAUAAAUUAUGUAAAUUAUACCUGGUAUGAUAAGCUAAGAUGCCUUGUAAGGGUAGAAGGAUAUGGCAUAAUGAAGUCUGGGACAUGUUCACUUUAGAGCAGUGCUCUGUGCACUCGACUGCACCUAGGCUGCUGGUGUUAUAAAGCCAUGGUGGCUAUAAAAGUCAAACUAGGUGCCCAAAUUUCAUAAGGGAUACCAAGAUAAUCACUCCAGAGAGCAAUAGGAAUUGGUAUUGUUUUCAUGAAACACUGAAUCCUAUUUAGACUGCAACACUCAGAUCAGUUUGCCACAUAUGAGCACUUUGUGUAAAAAUAUCAAAGUAUUGGUUGGCUAAAUUUAUUUAUUCCCCCAAAUAAAGAUGAUCCUGAUGGAGUAAGACUUUCUUGUUGGAAGGUAGCCCUCUCCCUUGAGUCUGUUCCCCGACCUGUAAAAUAAGCCUGUGCCUGAGGUAAUGAUGGAAACUCUACUUUCCAGCCAUGGGACAGGCAAUCCUGUUCCUGAAGUAUCGUCCACACCACCAUAAUGUAAGCUGAACCUUCCCUUUAGCUAGCUUACUCUGCCUUGAUGCAAAGUGUGAGGGUGGUCACAGCAAUUCUCCCUCAGUCUGUCUCCCCCAUCAACCCUGCAAUAAAGUCUCAGUAAAACUGCACUGCACUUCAGGUAGAAAUACUGCUGUAAAGAUAGCCUGUCUGAGGUGUUGUUCACCUCAUCCUGCUGUAACGUUAAUCUGUCCCUGAGGUAUUGUACACCUCAUCCUGCUGUAAAGUUAGCCUGUCUCUGAGGUAUUGUACACCUCAUCCUGCUGUAAAGUUAGCCUGUCCCUGAGGUAUUAUAUACUACACUAUGCUGUAAAGUUAGCCUGUCUCUGAGGUAUUGUACACCUCAUCCUGCUGUAAAGUUAGCCUGUCCCUGAGGUAUUAUAUACUACACUAUGCUGUAAAGUUAGCCUGUCCCUGAGGUAUUGUAUACCUCGCUAUGCUGUAUAGUUGGCCUGUCCCUGAGGUAUUGUACACCUCAUCCUGCUGUAAAGUUAGCCUGUCCCUGAGGUAUUGUAUACCUCACUAUGCUGUAUAGUUGGCCUGUCCCUGAGGUAUUGUACACCUCAUCCUGCUGUAAAGUUAGCCUGUCCCCCAAGGUAUUGUACACCUCAUCCUGCUGUAAAGUUAAUCUGUCCCCGGGGUAUUGUACACCUCAUCCUGCUGUAAAGUUAAUCUGUCCCCGGGGUAUUGUACACCUCACCAUGCUGUAAAGUUAGUCUGUCCCCGAGGUAUUGUACACAUCAUUCUGCUGUAAAGUUAGCCUGUCUCUGGGGUGUUGUACACCUUGCCCUGCUGUAAAGUUAGCCUGUCCCUCAGGUGUUGUAUACCUCACCAUGCUGUAAAGUUAGCCUGUCCCUGAGGCUGUUUUGUGCUUACUGUCAUUGGAAUGAUGUACUAGUAAAAUCUGAAUGUAACCAACAUCAGUUCCCAAUUCGCUCAGGAAAUCCACUUGAUUUUUUUCUAACCUUUUGUGACUGUAUUUUCAUAUGUUGAAUUGUUAGUUGCAUUGACUAUAUGCAGAUUUUAGUUAACUUGAUUUGCGUUUACAUUAAUUCUGAGCACUGAACAUUUCUUACUGGAAAAUCUCUUGGAUUUCAAUUAAUUACUAGCAGUUAUCAAACUAAGUUUGAGAAAUUUGCAAGUCCUCCUUCAUAGUAGUAAGUAAACUAUAAAUCUGAUUUCUAGUGCCAAGUGUCCUUUGUGGCCCUCAAAGAGCUGGUGGGUUUCUUGAACCUGGGAAUUUAUGGAAAUCGUUUUUAUUGGGGGGCUGGUUAGAAAUAUUUGGGACCAUUCUUUCAGACAUAUGGUGAUAGAAUGCUUGGAGAUUAUUGAAGUUGAUGGAAUUGAAUAGGAUGAAAUAGACGUUGAACCCUUUGAGGCUUGGACAUACCCAGUUUUGAACUUUUCUUGUUUUUGAGGAUAAAAAUUCAUUCCAGAAGAGAAAUGUUCAGAUUAGUGUUCAAAGCCAGAACACCAUUGGAUUUCCUGUUAGCCUAAUCAAAAUUAAGAAUGCAACCAGAAUGCAUUCUUGAGAGAUAAGAGACCUAUGUCCUGGAAUCACUGAUUGCCAUUAGAUAAAUACUUGCUCCGACACGUGGGCGUAUUGGAAUUAUAGGUAUUGGGUGAAUGAAAUACCCAGUGCAGCACCUGCACGCGCUCUCCAUUUUGAGCCUCUGGAACACUUCUGUCUUCAGUAAUCACCAAAUGAAUGCAAUUAUGUACAUUGAUGUAAAAAUGCUGUUGACUUCAAAAGAUUAACAACCUGCUUUGCUGAGACAUAUUAGUGAGUAAAGCAAUACUGAAUACAAUGCAUUUCAGGGGAUUCAAUCAUGCCAGGGACUGGACAAAGUGCCUAGAUGUAGUCACUAUCCCUCUACUGUUGGCCCUUAAGACAUAUUUUCAAUACUGGUUACAGUACUUGUGCACAUCACUACAUCUUAAUGAUUUACUAAACUUCACAAUAUUUGACUGCUUUGAUUUGUAUUCAACACUAACUAUGUUUUAAAAGAUUUUAUUUGAGGUACAAAAGGAAUCGUAGUCCCUGUUUUAUUCUCAUUAUUUGUACAAAACUGUCAAAUCCUUAUUACCAGUAUAUAACCUUUUGUAAUGUGGAUAGUUUUAUGAUUUAUUUUUGCAUAGUGAUGCUCAUCUCUCGACCAGGCAUGUUUCUGAGGAAUUGAUUGUGGCAAUAUGUUCUCAAUAAACUGGAAGAUUUAAGAUU